AGGUUCGCUUGGUUGGUGGAAAGAACUCUUCUGAAGGCCGCGUUGAAGUGAAAAUUAACGGGGAAUGGGGAACAGUAUGUGGUGAUCAUUGGCAUGUGAAAUCCGCCAUGAUCGUCUGUAGGGAACUGGGUUUGAAUUUUGCGGAAAAGAAUAUCACCGGAAACGAGUUUGGUGUUGGUGAAAAAAUAGUGAUGAGUAAACCAAUCUGUAUUGGUGAUGAGAUAUCGCUGACGCAAUGUCUCCGUGACGACAACGUCACGUGUUCAUCCUCUGAAAAAGUUGCCGGCGUUCGUUGUACUGAUGGUAAGACCUACCACUUGCAUGGAUCUCAAUCUGAGUCCAAGUAACAUGAGUCGUCCCAGACCACCCCUCGUUCAUCUGGGCUAACAUCUCACCAUCCAAAUAGGUCAUGGUGUUAAAAAUGGAGAGUAGGGAUUUUGCUUAGGUUGGAUAACUUUACUAUACUUGAAAGCUCAUGUAAGUAAAGUCUGCUACUUCUCUGCUAUGCUUCGUCGCUUCGAGAGUUUUCUCCCUUAUCAAAAACUAACUAUAGUCUAACUAUUAAACUAUAUACUAACCACGAGAUGAAUGGGGAAACCACACCCCAUGUAAUCGACAUAACUCAUUAUCAUAACUCAUUAUCCGACAAUUGAUAUCCAAAGAUCCAUUAAUUUAUUAGCCUAACAAGCCCUAACUGAAAUUUUCUAUCUUCUGCUUUCUAGCGCUACCCGACUUGGCAUUGAGUAUACGUGGCAUUUAUAGAACUCUUCGCGUGGAUUACUUGCCUAACACCAUGUUGCGUUGUUCUUGGGAGGAAAACUGCUUGACAAGCUCAGCCAAUAGGUAUAUGAACAAUUUCUAUAUGCGAUAUUAUAGAAGGCGUUUGAUGAGAUUUAGUACGAUCAUAUUAAAUUUUGGCUCCGCCGACUACCGACCAUUAGCGAAGAAAGAAGACUGGAUUUGGCAUACUUGUCACAAACAUUUUCACUCGCAAGAAGAAUUCGCCACCUAUGACUUGUUGAGUAAGUAACAUUCUGUCACCUUCCGUGGUCUCUUGAGCUUAUUCCAUUUUCCUAGUUGUGAUACUACUCCUACAGCUAGCGCGUAGCAAACACAUAACCAGGAACUGAUUCUUCCAGCAGGGGCAAGUAAUGAAUGCAACAGGCCCGUAUCUGAGGGGGGAGGGGGGGGGGCUGUGGAGGGCAGUGCUCCCCAUCCGGAGACACAAAUUGAAAUCAUGACCCCGCCCCCAAAACGCACAAAAUUUGUUCUUUUUGAUUUUAAUCAUUUUUGCCGAAGCUACAAUUGACCCUGGUUUACUUUAUAAUCGGAUUAUAUUUGCUGUGGCUCCCAUGUUUGGUUAAGUUCAUUUAUAGCUAGAAAGUUGAUUUUUUAUGUUUAGUUUAAAGUUUUAAGAAAUAUUAAAAGGUUAAAUCUAAUAUUCUUCACGGUCUAGAAGAACGUAUUUUUACCAAUUUUUCCAGGGCUGCGACCAGAAACUGGCACAAAAACAUCCCCUCAGCUAAAUUUUUCAGCAGUGCCCCCCUCCCCCCAGAAAUUGAGAGCCAGCUACGGGUUUGGAAUGCAAUUAGGAAGCGAGCAACCUAGGGGCUCCAAACAGAGUCCAAACACUGACUAAAUAUUAUAUUCUGACUGUCCCAACCGUACAUCGAUCCGAAGCUGAGGGUCGUCCUCGCCCGACCCAAUGAUUCCCAUCAGCCGCAAAGUUCCUGGUGCAAAUCUUAUUCGUGGAGGUAGCGACGAUAUAACAUGACAGCUACGCGUUGAGACGACUUUACGACUUUACAUUGCUUCCUACGCCCGCAGCAUAUGCUAAUGAGAACAAGUUGUUUUCAUAAAGUUGUUAAACCGUUUUCAGCUUCAGAUAAAAGAAGACGAAAAGUAGCCGAAGGGCACAAGGCAAGCUUCUGCCUGGAAGACACGCGCUGCCUGGCUGGAGUAGACAGGACGUAUAAUUGCACUGCUGGAACACAGGGGAUCUCAGUGAACUGUUUUGAUGACUACGCCUAUAGUAUAGAUUGUCAAUGGAUCGACGUCAGCGAUGUACCUUAUCUCAGAUCGUACAUACUACAUGUAAACAUCAAUCCUAAAUUUGAAGUGCCUGAAACUGAUUUCGACAAUAAUGUUGUGGUGUGUGAUAUCUAUGAUAGAGGAUCGUUUAUUCGCGUAAGGGAUUGUGGUUAUGGUGAGUGCAUUCUCGAAUAUCCGAAAAGUUGUUAGCUGCUGUUUAGCUUAUCUGUGGCGUUUCUGACAUUUCGACACUUUUUGUCAAAAAUACACUAAAUUAUGAAUAUAUGACAAUUGAUUUCAAGCGCCAUGUUUUUUUUUACUAUGUCCACAAAAAUAGGUUGCCACACCCACGGUACUGAUACCCUGGCCAAGAGCCUGGGAAUGGGCCUUCACCAUUUCAUUAAGACUAAAUUAUUUCUUAUUCAACAUUUCUAGAUUACUGCACAAGUGGUCUAAGGUCACAUGAUGGCAAUGCAAACCGAGCAUGCUGUGUGUUUCCAUUCAGAUAUCGAGGGGUUUGGUACGAGACCUGUACUAAAUUUAGUGUUGACAGAUAUUGGUGUUCGACAACUACAAUCUACGAAGGAAAGUGGGGACUGUGUUAACUUUGUUUCACAGUCACUGGUCGUGGACUAGACUUAUUACUGAAUUUUAAGGUCUCUAUCAAAUAGUUAUUAUUUUUAUACUGUAUAAAUUCUUUAUGACCUACGCGAAAUAUAUUCUUUCUCUAAAA
Molecule: messenger RNA, 2764 nt
Organism: Paramuricea clavata
Lineage: Eukaryota; Metazoa; Cnidaria; Anthozoa; Malacalcyonacea; Plexauridae
Source: the annotation of a GenBank genome assembly